Messenger RNA from Funneliformis geosporum, 464 nucleotides. NCBI's taxonomy places the organism in Eukaryota, Fungi, Glomeromycota, Glomeromycetes, Glomerales, Glomeraceae. The record is from the annotation of a GenBank genome assembly.
ACCUGCAAAAACGCGGUGUAAUCGCCAAUCAGGCUAAUCUAGAAAAUUUUUACCAGUUAGAACCACAGCAAAAAGUUAUUUAUUUGGGAAUAGAUUGCACCAGCGAAAAAUUACAUAUCGGACAUUUAUUUCAACUUAUUCAAACUAUCCGUUUUGCCAAAGCGGGUUUUACAGUAUUGUUAGUGCUUGGUGGAGCAACCAGUAAAAUCGGCGACCCGAGCGACAAAAACGAGGAACGACCUUUAUUGGCUACCACUGAUAUUGAAAAUUAUUUGAAAAAAAUUAAAUCUCAACUAGAAAGAGUAUUAAUUAAAACCCGAAAAAUAGCGGAAGUGGAUUUCGGUCCUUUGGAGCAAUUUUACUCAGAGGAUACUGAAUUACUAAAAAAUAUUUACCAAAUACUAAAAAUAAAUAAAGCGGAGAAAAAAGAAAAGCAGUGGGAAAGUUAUUUAAGAUAUAUUUGA